Molecule: messenger RNA, 1679 nt
Organism: Eutrema salsugineum
Lineage: Eukaryota; Viridiplantae; Streptophyta; Magnoliopsida; Brassicales; Brassicaceae
Product: monodehydroascorbate reductase 2
Exons: 9
Coding region: 62-1447 (461 amino acids)
Cellular component (GO): cytoplasm
Molecular function (GO): flavin adenine dinucleotide binding; oxidoreductase activity, acting on NAD(P)H
Source: RefSeq, a predicted model, not a curated record
GAAAAAGACAAAAAAGCGAGACAUAAAUCGAAAGAAAUUAGAAGACGAUUCCAUCGAAUCAAUGGCGGAAGAGAAGAGCUUCAAGUAUGUGAUCGUCGGAGGUGGUGUCGCCGCCGGAUAUGCGGCGAGAGAGUUCUCUAAGCAAGGUCUGAAACCUGGUGAACUUGCUAUCAUUUCCAGGGAACAAGUUCCUCCAUAUGAGCGUCCUGCACUUAGCAAGGGAUAUAUCAACCUCGAGAGUAAUAAUAAAAGAUCGAUUGGUUUUAGUUUUGUCCUUGCUCGGUUCUUAACUAUAUUGUUUUUCUCAUGGUACACAGAUAAAGCUACACUUCCCGGUUUCUAUGUCUGUGCUGGAAGUGGGGGAGAGAAACAGUUCCCUCAAUGGUACAAAGAGAACGGGAUUGAGCUGAUUCUGGACACAGAGAUUGUCAAAGCAGAUCUUGCUGCAAAAACUCUUGUUAGUGGCACCGGACAAGUCUUCAAGUACCAAACUUUGCUAGCUGCAACUGGUUCUUCUGUGACAAGGUUGUCAGAUUUUGGCGUCCAAGGUGCAGAUGCUAAGAAUAUAUUCUACCUAAGGGAACUUGAUGAUGCUGAUGAACUCGUGACUGCAAUGGACGUAAAGAAAAACGGAAAAGCUGUGGUUGUUGGUGGCGGUUACAUUGGUCUUGAGCUCAGUUCUGCUCUGAAGGUUAACAACCUCGAAGUUACCAUGGUUUAUCCAGAACCUUGGUGCAUGCCUCGGCUUUUCACUGCCGGCAUUGCUUCGUUCUACGAGGGUUACUACGCCAACAAGGGAAUCAACAUUGUGAAAGGCACCGUUGCGGCUGGUUUCAGCACAAACUCAAAUGGGGAGGUCGCUGAGGUGAAAUUGAAGGACGGAAGAACGCUAAAAGCUGAUAUAGUGAUCGUAGGUGUUGGUGCUAGACCUAUUAUAUCACUCUUCAAAGGGCAAGUUGAAGAGGAAAAAGGCGGUUUGAAGACUGAUGCAUUCUUCAAAACAAGCGUUCCGGAUGUAUACGCCAUUGGUGAUAUAGCCACAUUCCCAAUGAAACUCUACAAUGAAAUGAGACGUGUUGAACAUGUUGACCAUGCUCGCAAGUCCGCUGAACAGGCCGUUAAGGCAAUCAAGGCCGCAGAAGAAGGGAAAUCGAUUCCUGAAUAUGACUAUCUUCCAUACUUCUACUCUCGAGCCUUUGAUCUCUCAUGGCAAUUCUAUGGUGACAACGUUGGAGAAACCGUAAUGUUUGGAGAUAAUGACCCGAAAUCGCCUAAGCCGAAAUUCGGAAGCUACUGGAUUAAAGAAGGAAAAUUGAUUGGAGCGUUUUUGGAAGGUGGAACUCCUGAAGAGAACAAGGCAAUUGCUAAGGUCGCGCGAACACAGCCUUCAGUUGAGAGCCUUAACGUGUUGUCGAAGGAAGGACUUUCCUUCGCCACCAAAAUUUAAAAAGACCAAAUUGCUUCUAGAUUCUGACUUCUGUUAUGUGUUAGUGUGAGCUGUCUUGAGAUUGAGUGGCUUUUAUGUCAUUUUGCAACUUAAAAAAAUCCACAUUUAAGUUUUGGUUGUUUUGGUUGCUUGGAUUGUUUGGUUUAGAAAUAAACCCCAAUAAACUUAAAUAUAUUCGGUUGUAUGAGAAAGUUGUGUUAUUGAUUUGAAUUUUUUUUAUUUUUGUUUUGGA